This is a messenger RNA of Mauremys reevesii (Reeves's turtle), 3512 nucleotides long. RefSeq names its product poly(A) binding protein interacting protein 2B (gene PAIP2B). Gene Ontology annotation, biological process: negative regulation of translational initiation. Gene Ontology annotation, cellular component: cytoplasm. The coding region runs from base 199 to 579 and encodes 126 amino acids. The transcript is spliced from 4 exons. Gene Ontology annotation, molecular function: mRNA regulatory element binding translation repressor activity. The record is from RefSeq and is a predicted model, not a curated record. NCBI's taxonomy places the organism in Eukaryota, Metazoa, Chordata, Testudines, Geoemydidae.
UGGAGAAGAGAGGGCGGGCCCUCGUGCAGCAGCGCAGGGAGAGUGACAGGCACCUCCGCCAAUGAGGCUCGGGGCCAGCCUGUAGAGCCAGGGGAGCGCUUGAGGGUAGCGGUGUGCGUGUGGCAGCGGAGCAGCGUGUGCGGCCUCGGCGAGCGGAGAGGCCCCUGCGGCGCAGGCGGAGCCCGGCCAGAACCAGUAAUGAUGAAUGGUUCCAACGUUGCCAAUACGACGACGUCCAACGCUAAAUCCAAAGACGAGCAGGUAGUGAACGGGCAUGAUGAGAAGGAGAACAACCCUUUCGCCGAGUACAUGUGGAUGGAGAACGAAGAGGAUUUCAACAGACAGGUGGAGGAGGAGCUGCAGGAGCAGGACUUCCUUGACCGCUGUUUCCAGGAGAUGCUGGAUGAAGAGGACCAGGACUGGUUUAUUCCAUCACGCGACCUGCCCCAGGGCAUCGGGCAGCUGCAGCAGCAGCUGAAUGGCCUCUCGGUGGGCGACAGUUGCAGUUCAGAGGAUAUUUUGAGCAAAAGCAACUUGAACCCCGACGCCAAGGAGUUUGUUCCUGGAGUGAAGUACUGAACCUUCAGGCAAACGGACUGUGUCCCUGGCUUUUGGAGUGGGAGCGGGGGGUGGGAAAGGAUCCGGGCGAGAGUUGAACUCGGCACUGUGAAUGGAGUCGCCGCGAUGCAGGGAAAUCUUGCUCUAUAAGCUUCUCGGGUACCUUUUUAUUUUUCCUUUAUAGCAUCUCUUGUUUGGGCAGGCAGCUUUCUGGGACUUGCGGCCCUGCGGGCUUAUCUCGCGACUGCUACUCCAUCGACGGCCAAGUCCAGGUGUGUGCUUCGAACCAGCUAACAGAGGCCAUUUUUGAAAGCAGGUUCCCUGCUCUCCUUCCCAUCCACAGCGGGCCAGGAAGUGCUGUGGGGCUUGGGGAAGGAUCUGGAUUGGGUGCACUUCCGAUUUCCGUUCAGCAGGGAUUUUAGAAAAGCUGAAGCGUAAUGAGGCUGCGACUCGAAAUCCUUCCAGCCUGCUGGAUUUCCCAGCUCUCCUCCGGAAACACGACGAACGCCCUUCCUCUGCAUGCACCGACCACUAGACUGGGUAACUCUCUGCAGAUUGAGAGGAGCCCGGCCUGCGUUUCUUGUUGGUGGAAGUUCUCAAGCCAGGGAGAUCAGAUCAGCAAGAGGCCAAGUGACCACCGGGGAAAUGGCUCCUUCUACAGAAUGUCCAUUCGCCUUGGCUAUUUGUUUCUGGCUCUUGAGCUUAUUCAGCACUGCAGGCUGCCCCUCUGAAACCUCCAGCAUCUGCCAUUUACAAAUCACUAGGCAAAGUGACCCACCUUUUGGCUUAAACAAAAAACAAACCCAAAGGGAACUAAAUGCUUCCACUCCCUGGCAUGCUACGGAGAGCUGUGUUCCAGCUCCCACGGCAAACCCUUCUUAGAGAGAACGAUCCAGCCACGUCUGGUGCGCUCCUUAUGGGCCCCAUCUUGCAAGGUGCUGUGCUCCCCUUGGAAGAAGACGCUCAGCAGCUUGUGAGAUUAGGCCCUGGCUCUUUGGAGUGUGGUCUGUCUGCUCCCUGGGCAUUCACGAGUGUCUCAUGAGAAUGCUGCCAUUGGGGCUGCUGGUCAUCACCUUCCCCGGGCAGGGAGGGGCCUGGCUUGAUGUCCUGACUUGUGCCUCACAAUGUGCCUCUUGCCGUGUGAGAUGCUUUGUGGGUCUGGAGGCAAAUUUGGCUUCUGAUAACGAAUGCUUUGAGCUGAUGAGAAUUGUUGGCAAACAAAUCAGAGCCCCCAGGAGACCUGUGGGAACCAGCUGGGAGCAGGAGACGCUGCCCAUGUUGUCAACCAGUGUUUUUUGAAUGGUCCCAUGGUUUGGGAUUUAACCCUUAUGGGCUUGUCUCAGCAGUGGCACGGUCCCCAUUGAACUUAGGCCUCCAGGUAUUUAGAGAUAAAAGCAUCUUGGGUUGCAGGAGUUGAAGUCACUUCUGAAGCCCUCUGAGCCAUGGUUACACUGGUCUGAGAAACACAGGAACUUCCUGUACCAGGAAGGGAUUUCCAUCCUCAGACUAGUCCAGGGGAGUGGGAAGAGCAGGUCCCCUGGGCGCUGUCAGAUGGACUUGCUGGGGCGGUACAGGAGGCUGGGGAACCUUCAGCGGAAAGGUGAGGGAGUGGCUUUUAGGAGGCAUUGCCCUGGGGCGGCCAGAGGGCCUGCAGGAUCGAGCUCUCUAUAGAAGCAGAUACCAGGAAUUCUAACAAGAGCUGGUAAACCGCAGGCCCAGCUCCAUUUGGAACACACGCUCACAGCUUCCCUCUCCUCUGUGCCAAGCCAAGCCAUCUCUCCUUGCAGCAGGAGGCCCCGCGGGAUGCAGGCUUGAGCUUCCCCAAAGCAGAGCCCCAGCCUCUUUGGGUUUUAAACCAUCUGCCGGGAGGUUGGUGGCUUCCUCCUUCUGGAAACCAAGCUCAGCAACCUCUGCGCCAGGUGGAACCAGCGUCUCUCAGUGAGGUUGCCUAGGCCGACACUUGCUUUUUUUUUUUCUCUACAUCUGGCCUUGGUGAAGUAGACUGGGAUUCUCUGCUCUGUCCAUGUACAACACAAGCCACAAACUCCCAUCUUCAGUGUGUCACCAGGUUUUUAAUCUCCCCUCCUUGCUGCAGCUUUUUAUAUCGUCCCUUCAAACUUUUUCAGUAGGCUGGCAAUGGGGAUUCUGGAGUCCUUUCAGAUCUCGCCUGGGCUGGUAGGAUGGAAAUUAAUUACAUGAGAGGGCUGCUUACUGGCCUGUGUGAAAUGAGUGAGGUUCUCAGGCCAGUUCCCACUGGCCUGGCAAACCCCAUCGCGCCAGCUGGCUCCAGUGUUGGCAAGCUGAAAAGAAGGAUCCAUGGAGCAUGACUUCCCCUUGGGGCAUAGUCAAAGCACACGGCAUUAUUGCUCUCUGUAUGGGACCUGCUUUGAGAUUAAACUGAGAAAUCCAGUCUCCGUGGCUGUCGGGCUGACGCCUUCAACCAGCACUAAACUCCCUUGCAAACUUCACCCAGGGUCAGAAGUGGCUCAGACUGGAGUCUGACUGAAGUCUGCAGGUACCUAUACAAAUAUUGCUACACAAUGGCAGGGUUGGGCCUGAUUGUGUUAUGUUCUCCUGUUCUUGGGUACAACCGUUGCCUUCAGUGCCUACUUUCUGUUGCCCCCUCUAAAAGGGGUUUUUCCAUUAUCUGGAGCCAGAGCGCACGCCUUGCUACGUAUCUAGCGAUGGAUGGACUAUGGCACAGGAACAGCCCAGUCUGCUGGGUCAGUGUGGAUUCCACUGCCAUGAGAGAUUAAUGCCCACAUGACUGUGCAGGAGUGGUAAGGGUGGGCAUACAGGUCAAACUUCUUUUGUAUCACUGGUUGAGUUCUCAAUUCCCCCCUGCCACCCUGCUCUGGCUUCUUUCUGACUUUUUUGAAAACACUUUCUGAUGACGUGCUGUACAUUUUUAAGAUAAUGCAUUAUUAAAAAUAAACCUUUUGGAGUUGUGCAGA